Penicillium cinerascens is the source of this 2487-nucleotide messenger RNA. RefSeq lists its product as uncharacterized. Gene Ontology annotation, molecular function: DNA-binding transcription factor activity, RNA polymerase II-specific; zinc ion binding. NCBI's taxonomy places the organism in Eukaryota, Fungi, Ascomycota, Eurotiomycetes, Eurotiales, Aspergillaceae. The transcript has 3 exons. Gene Ontology annotation, biological process: positive regulation of transcription by RNA polymerase II; aromatic amino acid catabolic process. The record is from RefSeq and is a predicted model, not a curated record. Gene Ontology annotation, cellular component: nucleus. Bases 1 to 2487 code for a protein of 828 amino acids.
AUGGACGGGGCCAGGCCAGCCCGCCCGGACCGGCCUUAUCAGCGCACCUACAAGGCAUGCAUUCCGUGUCGGCAACGCAAGGCCAAAUGCGACCUGGGAACGGGGCCGGACGGACUACCGAUCGGCCCACCAUGCGCGAGAUGUCGUAGGGAGAUGAGGGAGUGCGUGUUUCCCGAGAAACGCGCCUGGGAACGGUCCCGCAAGCGCGCGCAUUCAACCGAUGAUGACGGUGAUGGGUUUUCCACACAUGCUGACCAGUUGGCGCCGGGUGGGACACCAGACAGCGGGAAAGCACAGUUUGUCCCGAGUCAUCACCCUACGCAGUACCAAGAGACUAGCCCUUAUCAACAAGGUUGGGGGUUUACAGGGCAUCAGGCCUCACCGCAAAAUGAUCACAAUUCCCAGAUCGGUAUCAGUCCGGUACCUGUUGCAGAAGGCAAUAUGCAUACGAAUAGUUCCCCGAGCCAUGCGUAUCAAGACAGCCGACAUCGUGCGAAUCCCAACCUGGCAAGCUCCAUGAUGCGAACUGUCGUGGCCAGUGGAAAUGACGCACUUAAUAUCCUCUUUGAAGCGGCAACUGCCCAGGAUGAUGCAUCUGCAACUGAUGAAAGUCCUCCAACAGAAGCUGGACCUCGGUCGGGAGGGUCGAUUGCCAAAGAACGCGUUAUUCCCGGAAAUUUUGAAAGUCCAGCAACUUUUGAAUCCGUUUCGAGGGCUAUUCGUCCAGUCGAUAUGUCAAAUCCUCCGCAGGACACCUUGAAUGUCUGGGAUGCAUGUCGGUUUGUCAAGAUGGGAUGGUUUACGGCCAGGGAGGCGGUUACAUUCAUUGACUUAUUCUUCAAGAACAUGUCAUGUUUGUCCCCUAUAUUGACAGACUUCUAUUCCGAUCACCGAAAUCAUUACUUGCUCAUCAGCCGUGAGCCUGUUUUAUGUACUACCAUUCUCAUGAUAUCUUCUCGCUAUCACGUUCUUCCUGGUCCUGGCGGCGAGUCGAGAAACUUCUUCAUUCAUCACCGACUCUGGCAGCACUGCCAGCAAUUGACUAUGCGACUUAUUUUCGGACAAGAAAAGUCCACCAAGUCGAAAAUCCGAAGCCUUGGAACCGUCGAGGCCCUUUUACUUAUGGCCGAGUGGCACCCUCGUUCGCUGCAUUUUCCGCCCGAAAUGGACGGCUGGGAUGACGACCUGAUCUCCACGGGGCCGAAGCCUUCAGAUCAUGCUGGUUCCAAUAGUGAAUCGGCAAAUCGCUGGCUCGAGGACAUGAUUGAGCCAUCAAGAAGAUCGGACCAGAUGUCUUGGAUGUUGCUCGGGUGUGCCCUUUCUCUUUCACAUGAACUGGGCAUCUUCGAGACGGAAGAUGGUGACUCUUUGGAUGAGGAGCAGCAAUGGAGAGAGCAGAUGACACUUCGCAGACAGCGCGUGCAGCGUCUGCUUUAUGUGUACAUCAACCAACUCGCGUGGCGCAUCGGUUGUAUGUCCCCAAUUCCUCAAUCGCUGAACCACGCUGUGCUUGGUGGACGGAAACCUCGAGGACUAAGCCAGCCAGGGAGCACCUGGUUAACGUUCAUGGACUCGUGGAUUGAACUGACCAAAUUGGCCCAAUCGGUCACUGAUAUGUUCUUCCCAUCUGCCAAGUUCGCUCGGCAACAACUGCAUAGUGGCCGCUACGUCGGCCUGCUUGAGCAUUUCCGGCCACUACUCAACCAAUGGAAAGACAAGUACUUGCAGCCGCACGUUCUUGAUCCUCUCUUCUACAAUGACCUAUUUAUCGAAUAUCAUUUCGUCCGCGUAUACACUCACUCAGUCGGAAUGCAAGCGGUAGUCGAACGUGCGAUCGCAGAUGCUGAUCCCAACCACCUCGACGAGAUGCGGCCGACAACCAUCGACCCGACCGACUAUGAAUACAUCCAAGAAGUGAUUGACGGAUGCUGCCAGAUUCUGCGAAAGGUCACUCAUCUCGCUGAAGGGGGCGCCCUGCGAUUUUCACCAGUCCGCAUUGUCCUUCGCAUCACCAGCGCCUCGAUCUUCUUGAUGAAAGCGCUCAGUUUGGGCACCCGACAAACUACACUCCGCGACUCACUCGAGGUGUUAGAGAAAAGUAUCGCUGCACUCAAGUCCAAUGCAUUGGACGAUGUCCAUCUCAGCACUCGCUACGCUACGCUCCUGGACAUGCACGUCUCGCGGCUGCGGCGCAAUUUGCUCGCGUCUGGUAAAAACAUCAAAAACAGUCGAGGCACCGCACAACAGUCAUCCAUGGGUCCGCCGCCCUGGCCAGAGAGUGGCGACCGCUCAAAUCAUAUCAACACGCCUGCGUCUCAGGAUUUGACAUCAGAGCUGAGCUUUAUUCCGGCUUUCAACGACAUGGGCGACGACUGGCUUUCAUUACCCUUUGAUCCCUCCAUGGCACCGUUUGGUAUGAACAACGGAGGUCAGUUCCCGAUGUAUGAAGGAGGGGCACUGGAUUUCAUCUGGAAUUUGCCGUCAUGA